Messenger RNA from Volvox carteri f. nagariensis, 2577 nucleotides. RefSeq lists its product as uncharacterized. The coding region runs from base 94 to 1371 and encodes 425 amino acids. Gene Ontology annotation, biological process: intracellular protein transport; vesicle-mediated transport. The transcript has a single exon. Gene Ontology annotation, cellular component: cytoplasmic vesicle; clathrin adaptor complex. The record is from RefSeq and is a predicted model, not a curated record. NCBI's taxonomy places the organism in Eukaryota, Viridiplantae, Chlorophyta, Chlorophyceae, Chlamydomonadales, Volvocaceae.
GAGCUUAGUCCUGGCACUCCAGGUUGCAGCAGCCUCGGCAGCAGCAGCGGCAGCAGUUCAGCGGGGCGUGGCCCCCAGCUGCAGUAGUCAGCAAUGGCGAUCUCGGCCAUCUUUUUCCUAGACAUAAAGGGGCGCAUCAUUAUCUUCCGCGACUAUCGGGGGGAUGUGUCGCCGAAGUAUGCGGAAAAGUUUAUGUCCAAAAUCAACGAAAUGGAGGAGGCUGGCAAGCUGAGCCCCGUCAUCUACGACGACGGCGUGACGUACCUGUAUCUACAGGUCGCCAACCUGUACCUGCUCGCAGUCACGCGCACCAACGUCAACGCCUGCUCUACGCUCGUGUUCCUGCACCGCUUGGUCGAUGUCUUCCGACACUACUUCCAGGAGCUGGAGGAGGAAUCCCUCCGCGACAACUUCGUCAUUGUGUACGAGCUGCUCGACGAGGUCAUGGACUUUGGGUAUCCACAAUUCACCGAGGCGAAAAUCCUUGCAGAGUACAUCAAGACGGAUGCUUACAGGAUGGAGGCCACCGUCAAGCCCCCCAUGGCUGUCACCAACGCCGUCUCAUGGCGCAUGGAGGGCAUCCGUCACAAGAAGAACGAGGUCUUCCUGGACGUCGUGGAGAGCGUCAACCUGCUGGUCAGCAGCACCGGCCAGGUGGUGCUCUCCGACGUGGUCGGUGUGCUCAAGAUGCGCGCCUUCCUGUCCGGCAUGCCCGAAUGCAAGCUGGGCCUCAAUGAUAAGGUCCUCUUCGAGUCACAGGGCCGCAGCAGCAAACAGAAAGCUGUGGAACUGGAAGACAUCAAAUUCCACCAGUGUGUGCGCCUUGCACGAUUUGAAAACGACCGCACUAUCAGCUUCAUUCCGCCAGACGGUGCAUUUGACCUAAUGACUUACCGUAUAAGCCAGAACAUCAAGCCGCUCAUCAUGGUGGACUGCAUCGUCGAGAAGCCAUCCCGGAGCCGCACCGAAUACCUGGUCAAGGCUCGGUCCCAAUUCAAGGAGCGCAGCCAGGCGAACACCGUGGAAAUCAUGCUGCCGCUGCCUGCCGACGCCAUCUCCCCCACCAUGAAGUGCACACAAGGCUCCGCAGCAUACGUGCCGGAGAAAAGCGCUCUGGUGUGGACCAUCAAGAGCUUCCCUGGUGGCAAGGAGUACUCGCUGCGCUGCCACUUCGGGUUGCCGUCGGUGGAGGCGGAGGACGAGGGCAAGGGCAAGAUGCCGCCCAUCAAGGUCAAGUUUGAGAUUCCGUUCUUUACUGUGUCGGGCGUGCAGGUGCGCUACCUCAAGGUCAUAGAGAAGAGCGGCUACCAGGCUUUGCCGUGGGUGCGCUACAUCACCACCUCAGGGAAUUAUGAGAUCCGCAUGGUUUGAGCGGGAGAGAGUCAGGACCGGUGGAAUGGUGUGGUUAAGAAGGGGUUUGUGGAAGGCAGCCUGUGAGGUAGUCGGUGGGGUUGGGGCGGCCUAAGGUGGAGGCGGAGCUAUCUUAGUCGUGGUCUGAAGCUACUCUGAAGCUACUUGGGAACUCGUGAGAAGGGUCAAGUUUGGGUUGUUCGGACGAGGCCAACAAGUUUAUGCUUCCAGUUUUAUGCGGGGCUUGCCCGUGGGUGGAGGCGUAUUUUGCUUGUGUUUGGUUGUGGAUCUGGGUUCGUGUCAGUCGAUUUGCGCUGGGCAGUGUGAGACGCCUGGGUGCGAGUCGUUGCCAUUCUGGUUGCCUAGCCUGCGGGUCGGUGCUAGAUGGCUAGCUGGAGAGCAGCGACGAAUGGUAAGGUUCCCUCGCCUGACGGACCUAUUCGGAGGACAGCUGUCCUCCGAAUCUAUCCGUGUUUUCCGCUGCACGUGCUUGAACACAGGAGGGGGAGGUGCGGGCCUCUCAUAAAGAUAUAAUGCAAUGAAACGGAACAUUACGUGUUGAUGUGGUGCAAAAAGAAGUGGACAAGAAGAGACAAGGGAACAACAGGGCUUUUCAGGCAAGACAAGUUUUGAGGGUAUCGUCGGUCCGGACGCAGGGGAGCGACCGUUUGCGUUCGGAUUCCUUUCUGCGUUGGGUAUUCCUUUCGAGACCUGCCGAUGUGGGUCACGGUCACGUCUACGAGCGAUGCAGCCAAGCCGGACGGGCAGGAUGCUGACUUGUUGAAGCGCGUGAUUGGACUGCACAUUGGCCCGUUCCUGAGCUGUGUCGUACGGUACAGUGCUGUAUCCCGGAGCUCGUGCUGGGUAGCUCCUUGCUCUUAUGUCCAAAAAGGAUAAAUUCGUGUUGCACUUGGAAGAAACAGAACGGGACAGUUUUCUUAGAUGCGGGCGCGGGUGGUCAGUUGGUCAGCGCGAAGCGAUGUAACAGAACCGGGGCUGUAGUCACAUGUGCUGCUUACUUUUAUGGAUAGUGCCUUGCUUGUGCGUCGUGAGGAAGGCACGGUAAGUAGCAUUUCUGGAGCUUUGGUUUUGCCCAGAGUUUGCAAAGAAUGUGAGGGUAUAUAGUAAGAUGAACUGAGCUGAUGGAACCCAAACUCGGCAGCGUGUAUGAAAGCGCUCGCGGGUAAGUGUCUCCGCUGUACUCAAAGUAACGUGUUUCCCCCGCCG